Molecule: messenger RNA, 816 nt
Organism: Eruca vesicaria subsp. sativa (arugula)
Lineage: Eukaryota; Viridiplantae; Streptophyta; Magnoliopsida; Brassicales; Brassicaceae
Source: the annotation of a GenBank genome assembly
CUGAAUAACAUUAAAAAAACAAAAGAAAGCAUGAGAAAAUUUAUUUCCCGUGAAGAUAUUUUCUUAUAACUGCUCUUAUAAGAAACAGAUAAGCUGUUCAAAUCUGUGUUCUGUUGAGAAAAAAUAAGCUUAUGGGGAAGAGAAGGUUUCAGAGAGCAAAGGAACCUUCAGAGACGGCGAUGGGAACAGAAGCUUCAUCUCCGUUAGAGUCUCAGACGACAAGGAGACGAAGAGGACGGCCAAGGAAGAAUCUUGAGAGUCCAGAAGGUUUCAAGAAGGACGAAGAAGAAGAUUAUGAGGAGUACGAGGACGAUGGAGAGGAAGAAGAAGAUGAAGUUGAGGUUAAUUACAGAGAGAAACAAAAGAAGAAGAAGGUUGGAAGUAGCCCUAGCGUGGAAGAAGGGGAAAAGUGGAAACGUGAAGAACUAGCUGAGGAGGAGGAGGAGGAGAAGCCCUCGGUGAAGACGGUGGCACCGCUGUCGUAUAGACGGUCAAGGAGGAAGAACACACCGGUGAAGAGCUGGUAAAUCUUUAUUACCAUAAUGGAGUCUUUUGAUUUUAUGUGAGUUCAUGGAUUAACUAUUGUUGAGUUUUAAAUUAAUUAAAAACCCUCAUGGGAAGAAAAGACCUUUUCAAUUUUAGAAUCUUGGAUCCUCUGUCCAAAACAAGAACACAAGUUUUGGAUAAGCUAUUGUCAGUGAGGAAACAAUGAACAAUACAAGUUUACGGUGACUUGAAUUUAAUUAAGAUUAAUUUGUUUUUUUUUUUUGGGACAAAGAUUAAUUUGUUUUUUUUGGGACAAAGAUUAAUUUGUUU